UCUGAACGGUGAUACCUACACUACGUCUGUGGUUCUCCACAAGGAGACGGGGGGUGGAUGGGAAGUAAGACGAAGGGAAAAUACAGCUGGCGGGGCUGGUGGCGCCAAACGUUUCAAACUGGAUGACGAGAAGCCUCCGCCCCUUCCGAUCAAGAGCCAAUCGGAGGUGCCAUAUGCCGAGCGAGUCAUGGAGGAGGGAGGAGCCUAGCCCAAACGAAGUAGCGCGGGUGGAAUCCCGGGAUUGAAAGAGGGGAAAGUCUUGCGUGAGUGUGUGAGGGAGAAUGCUAUUGAAGUUACCCAACCGGCAAAGCCCUUGUAAUAUUCAGUUCAAGCAAAUAUGAAUAAGAGAAAAGCUUACAGUGGUAAAAUGAAUGCUGAAGACAAGGAAAAUCAGUCUUUUGAACCACAAGAAAGCACAUUGAAAACUCCUCUGAAACAGGCAACUACCUCCAAUUGGUUCUUGGCAGAGAUCCAGCCUCCUGCUUCUGGCCAUCUGACAACACCACCCAAGCCUCAUGAAAUCUCUCCUGGAGACCCAUGGACACCGACGGCUAACCUUAAAAUGCUGAUCAGCGCAGCUAGUCCUGAGAUUAGAAAUCGAGAACAGGAAAAAAGAUUGUCAGACAGCAGAAGUGAAAUCCUUGAGGACCAUUUAUCAGGAGAUGAAUAUGAAAAAUCACAACCAAGCCGUAAAGAGAAAAGUCUAGGAUUGUUGUGCCACAAAUUUUUAGCUCGCUAUCCUAGUUAUCCCAACACUUCUAAAAACAAUGAAAUUUGCCUUGAUGAAGUAGCAGAAGAACUUAAUGUUGAACGCAGGCGUAUAUAUGACAUAGUGAACGUGCUAGAAAGUCUUCACAUGGUGAGCCGACUUGCCAAAAACAGGUAUUCUUGGCAUGGGCGCCAUAAUCUUAAAAAAACACUACAGAUUUUGAAAAAAGUGGCUGAGGAGAACAAGUAUGCACAGCAAAUCGAGCUGAUUAAAAGAAAGCAAUAUGAACAAGAGCUCUUAGGGGAUGACCAGAAGAUUGAGUUGGUGGCAAAGCAAGUUAGGCCGAAUGACCAUACAGACAUUUGCUUUGUGGAACUUCCUGGGAUGGAGUUUCGAACAGCUUCAGUAAACAGUCGUAAAGACAAGUCUUUAAGAGUGAUGAGUCAGAAAUUUGUGAUGCUAUUUCUUGUUUCAACCCCUCAAGUUGUGAAUCUUGAAAUUGCUGCUAAAAUUUUGAUUGGUGAAGACUAUGUUGAGUACUUGGAUAAAAGCAAGUUUAAAACUAAAAUUCGGAGGCUGUAUGAUAUUGCUAAUGUUCUCAGUAGUCUUGAGCUCAUCAAAAAGGUUCGUGUUACAGAAGAGAAAGGCCGCAAGCCAGCAUUUAAAUGGACAGGACCAGAUGUUUUUUCAGAGAUUCAAGCUACACAGCCUGUAUCUACACCCACUGUGAUUCCUCUAUCUCAUCCUGUGGAAGGGAAGUCUUCCAAAGAGCAUUGUUCCAAGAACCUCUUCCCUACUAGAAGCAAGCAAGGCUUCACACGGCACCCGUCUUUAAUAAAAUUGACAAAGAGUAUACAGAGUGAUCAGAGAAAGAUUCGGUCUGCUCCAAGCAGCCCGUUCAAGAAAAAUACAAGUCAAAUUCCAUCAAGCUUUCCAAGCAAGAUGGCUCAACUUGCAGCAAUAUGCAAACAGCAGUUGGAUGAACAGUCAAGGGAAUUCAAAAAGAGAAAAAUGAAAUUGGAUUCUGCCUUGCCAUGCACUCUGGCUUCACCUCCUGAUUGUUUGAAACCUGAAUCAUUCUUGUUACCUUCUCAGGCUGAGAUCCUACCUCUGAUGCACAGCUCAGUGUCUCCAGGAAUGCUACCUCUCCAUUCAAAUGUGUCAUAUGCAUUAUAUUUGCAUCCUUCACAAACACAGAUAAUGACUGCGUACAAUCCAAGUUUCAUGGUACAACCUGUUCACUGUGUUAAUGUGAUUGGAAUUAAGUCUCCUGUGGAGGAUAGUUCACAAAUAGUUCCUGGUAAAAUAUUUACUGAAGACAAUGGCAGCAAUUUAGAAGAAGGUGUUGCCUGUGCUAAAUGCCGAGACCUCUGUCUGGAGAAGGAGCAAGAAGGUACAAAGGAUGAUGUGAUGCCUGAGAAAUGUUUUAAGAGGCAUAAAACUUCUCUGGAGCACAGUCCAAUUAGAAAAUAUAUGAGGGACGAAGAGGCACUGCAACAUGUGCUAGUGGGAGAAUCUACUGUGAACCAAAAAUCUAAGUCUUCCAUAGCUUUACAUCUAGACCUGGAAGUCUUCACAUCAUCAGCAGUGAAACAAAUUAAACAUGAAAAAGCAGAUCAAACCUUGGAAUGUCAAUCUAAGCAACAGAAGCAGGGGGAUGUUUUGGAAUACGACAGCAUCACCACAGCACAGGAGAUGCCUGCAACAUUUGCAGUCCCUACGCCCAAGACUUGGUUCCCUUCAGGUUAUCUUAUACCUCUUCCACACUGUACCAAGCUUAGUAAUGAGACCACUCUUUAUAACAAGGAUAAAGCUGAGAUGUGUGCAGCAGAACAGAAGUCCUACAGUUCUCAUAUUGCUGGUGGUAUUCCACUGACAUCUGAAUUUACCACCGUUAAUUUCCCUGCUUUUCAUAUAGCACCUCUGAACUUAAUGCUACCACCAUCUUCUGUCACUACUGUACCUGUGGUGAAUGGUACUACUAUAGCGUCAGGCCAUGCUGACUCUAUCCAAGCCCCAAGCUCUUCAGUUCAGAACUUUACACUACAGCACUUGGGACUGAUACAAGCCAGUCUACAACUGUCUGCAGAUCAAGUACCUGGAAAUGUCCCAGUUUGUCAAGGGCCAGAACUUGUUAAUUCAGCCUCAAAAAGUGUAGGCUUGAAACAAGGGAAAGCAGUGUAUGGUCAUGAGGUACAUAGAAAAUCAGUUCCAGCGGCUUCUUUACAGCAGACCAUUGUUCCUGUGGUAUCCAGCAUUUCUGAGAAAGACGGGGAAAAUACCUUCCAAACACCAUGUGAAGCAGCGGUAGUUUCUGACUUUUGUUCAUCCUCUUGUGAAUCAGAUAGAAUUUCUCAAGAAACAUUAGUAAUUCCGCAAAGAGAACAUGAUGUGUCCACAGAAGAUAAAUUUUGAGUAAUAAUAUAUAAUUGGACUUUUCCUCAAAACAGUUAUGAUUGCAGCUCUUUCUUCUGAUAUUACAAAUGUGUACUCUGGAAAUAAUAUUUGAUCAUAGGGAUGGCUUUAUGCUGGAAAACCAUUUUACAGUUCUUCUACUUGAUUGACUUUAGCUCUUUUUUUAAAAAAAGUAAGUACAUUCAUCAUUGCAAAAAUACCACUUAAAAAGCAAUUUAGAACAAUUCCAUUAAAAGUCUUAUUUCAUAAUUGUGUGGAAUAAGAAAGCUCUUGGUCAUUAUUUGUAUAGAAAUGUACUAUAUAUGUACCAGCACAUUGCAUGUACCAAGCAUGUAAUAUAUUGUAUUUUUAAAAACUAUAAGGGCUCUAGUUACUUUAAUUUAAAUAACAUUUUAAUUCAGUGUUUUAAUUAAUACUGUUGUAAAGUUAAAAAACGUAAUCAUGUGUAUGUAAAUUUUAAAGUUUAUU
This is a messenger RNA of Rhineura floridana, 3592 nucleotides long. It is a transcript of the gene E2F8, whose product is annotated as E2F transcription factor 8. NCBI's taxonomy places the organism in Eukaryota, Metazoa, Chordata, Lepidosauria, Squamata, Rhineuridae. The record is from RefSeq and is a predicted model, not a curated record. The transcript has 14 exons. Gene Ontology annotation, biological process: regulation of transcription by RNA polymerase II. Gene Ontology annotation, molecular function: DNA-binding transcription factor activity, RNA polymerase II-specific; RNA polymerase II cis-regulatory region sequence-specific DNA binding. Gene Ontology annotation, cellular component: RNA polymerase II transcription regulator complex. The coding region runs from base 338 to 3124 and encodes 928 amino acids.